Molecule: messenger RNA, 896 nt
Organism: Priapulus caudatus
Lineage: Eukaryota; Metazoa; Priapulida; Priapulimorpha; Priapulimorphida; Priapulidae
Product: solute carrier family 22 member 15-like
Exons: 5
Coding region: 39-479 (146 amino acids)
Biological process (GO): transmembrane transport
Cellular component (GO): membrane
Molecular function (GO): transmembrane transporter activity
Source: RefSeq, a predicted model, not a curated record
UCGCCUGGCUGGGAACGACGAUAGCUCUGGUUGGGAAGAUGUUCAUGUCAAUCGGACUCGCUGUUGUCUACAAUUACUCAGCUGAACUGUUCCCUACUGUGGUCAGGAACACAGGCAUAGGCAUGGGAUCGGCCUGCGCUAGGUUUGGUGGCAUCAUAUCUCCCUUCAUAGCUAUUAUGGAUAACACUGUCCCACACCUCUCUAUGUACAUAAUGGGAAUUGCGGGUAUCAUCGCUGGAUUUGCUGCUCUGUUGUUACCGGAAACAAAAGGGCAACCGCUACCCGAGACACUGGAAGAUGGAGAGAGAUUCGGAAAAUCUAGACCACGACUUCUGUCCUUCAACAGCACGCCUGCUGAGCAACAGAAUGGGACGUCCAGUAACUAUGACAACAAGGAAGAGUCUCUAGGUCACGAGAACCCGGCGAUGAGCGAGGACGGAGAGGGAGGUGGGAAGAAGCCAGAGAUUACUAGGCUGUAGAUCCCAGGAUCACGACUCCCACUCAUCCCAGCCGGGUCUCGCUAACACUCCGAAUCGGUCUGGCGAUAACGUCACAUAUCUACCUGUAGAUAUUAUGUUAAUAUUUAUGCAUAAAUCGGUUGGAGGCACUAGGGUUACAGAGGUCAGCAGUCGACCAAUAACACGCACUCUUCCAUGGAUACUGUUGCUAGGUCGGUCGCGUCCCCCAUGGUUACUGUUGCUAGGUCGGUCGCUUCCCCCAUGGUUACUGUUGCUAGGUCGGUCGCUUCCCCCAUGGUUACUGUUGCUAGGUCGGUCGCAUUCCCCAUGGUUACUGUUGCUAGGUCGGUAGCUUUCCCCAUGGUUACUGUUGCUAGGUCGGUAGCUUUCCCCAUGGUUACUGUUGCUAGGUCGGUUGCUUCCCCCAUGGUUACUGUU